Messenger RNA from Oppiella nova, 570 nucleotides. The record is from the annotation of a GenBank genome assembly. Lineage: Eukaryota; Metazoa; Arthropoda; Arachnida; Sarcoptiformes; Oppiidae.
GAAACACUCCGGGAGUUGGACCCAGACAUCCAUGUUGUGGUCAACAACGUUGGUAUCGCUUACCCGGAUGGUAAGCCCACCUGUUUCGGGGAUAUACCUAAUUUAGACCAAUUCUGUACGGAUAUGAUUAACGUUAACAUAAUGUCGUGCACUCGACUCACGGCACUAGUAUUGCCAGCAAUGGUAUUCAAUGGACAGGGAGUCAUAAUCAACGUAUCGUCGGUGGCGGCUAUUACUCUCAUGCCAUUAAUGAGCCAAUACUCGGCCACCAAAGCAUACAUGGAUUACUUUAGCCGUGCGUUAGCCACAAAGUACAAUGAUCGGGGUAUUAUCGUACAGUGUGUGUUGCCUAAUGUGGUCUCUACUAAAAUGAUUCCUCAGGAACUCCACCGAAAAUCAUAUAUACCCGGUGCUCGAGACUACGUGCGCCUAGCAGUGCGUACAGUUGGUGUUGAGGGCCGUACCUCAGUGUACCCGUCCUACCGGUACCAACAGUUUUUACUCGAUUGUGUAGCCAUACUAUCCAUUAUAAUAGGUGUGGAUUUGGGCCCUAAAGUCAUAUUAUAUUAA